Molecule: messenger RNA, 1637 nt
Organism: Dermacentor silvarum
Lineage: Eukaryota; Metazoa; Arthropoda; Arachnida; Ixodida; Ixodidae
Product: putative nuclease HARBI1
Exons: 3
Coding region: 1-1134 (377 amino acids)
Source: RefSeq, a predicted model, not a curated record
AUGGCGGUGCCUUUCGUUGUUGAGUGGCUUGAAUUGCAAGAAGACCGAGAGUUUCGUGAGCAUCGCGAUGCGUUCCAGAUGCCCGAGGAAAUGUUCCGGUCUCGUUACCGACUCAGCAAAAACUUGGCACGGUGGCUAUGCGAAGAGAUCCGUCCAGUGCUUGUGCGAGAGCGUGUGAACACUGCCACAGCGUUGACUGUAGAAAUGCAGGUACUGUGCGCGCUUCGCUUCCUUGCCACAGGCGGAUUUCAAGGUGCGAUUGCCAGCGAUGAAAGCUUGGCUACUAGUCAAUCUAGUGUAAGCCGCUCGAUUCACGCAGUCGUCGAGGCGAUCGUGGACUGCAUCGGUGACGCGUGGAUCUCGUUUCCGGACAGCGCAGCGGCAUUGACUUCUGCAUCCGAAGCGUUCGUGCGCAGGGACUGCAGAUUCCAAGGUUGCGUCGGGGCUGUGGACGGCACAUUUGUGUGCAUACGCGCACCAUCGGACAGGGACGUUGCCAACAAGGCGGCUUACUUCUGCCGGAAGGGCUAUUACGCCUUGAACGUCAUGGUGGUAAGUCUUUAUGAAACAAAUGUAAGUAGUUCACAACACAAUUUUUUGCAGGUAUGCGACGGAAGUCUGAAAAUAACAGCCCUUGAAACGUCGUACCCGGGAUCUGUGCACGACUCAUUCGUGUGGAAAGCGUCAAGCCUGUACAGAGAGUGCCGUUCUGGGAGCCUCCUUGAUGGUGGUGAAUACCUGCUCGGUGACAGCGCAUAUCCACUGCAGCCAUGGCUUGUCACACCCGUUCCUGGUAGUCACAUCUCUGGCAGUCCUGCAGCUGCAUUCAACGCUGCCCACUCUUCGCUGCGGUCACUUGUGGAGCGCUGUAUUGGUGUCCUUAAGAUGCGCUUCAGGUGUCUGCAGCGGCACCGGGCGCUCUACUAUGGGCCAGUGUUCACAUCAAAAAUCAUUGCAGCCUGCGCAGUGCUGCACAACUUGUGCAUACGUGCUGGGCUUCCAGAGCCAGAUGACACCUCUGGCAUCGACAACAUUGCUGGAGACGCAGGAACAUAUGAUGACGAAGAUUUGGCUGCGGCGGGACUCUACAGGGCGGGCAGGCAAAAGCGUGACAGGAUGCUGCAGAUGUUCUGAACAGGCCAGCAGUUCACCACAUCUGAGUAGUCACCCUGCAAAUGGCAGCCAUAAAGAUUGUAUAUAGUCAGUGCAAGCACACAUUAAAAAAAUUUUUUUUCGUUCGUUGCGGCAAGACGCAGCAUAUUUCGGUAGCUAGUGUCCUAUUGUGUAAGUGGCAGGUAGUCAACGACAGUUGUUAUUUUCUUCACGCGACUGUAGUGUGAAAUUUAAUGUACUCUUCAUUUUUCAUAGAGCACAAGAGUGAUUAUAUAGAGGAGAAGAGUGAUUAUUUUGUUUUUAUGUGCCACAAGAUUCCGUGUCAUUGCACACUAUGAUAGCGGCAAAAAAUAUAAGAAGCCUCCAGUAUGCUCCAUUUCUGUCCAGUAUUUAUGCAAGACGACAGACCAUUGGUGGUUUGUUUUUCUACAUGCCGCAGUAACUUGUGCUCCUGGCGAUGCACUCGUUUUAUAUUUCUGACCCUUCACGCUGAGCAAGGAUAUGUAAACUCUCAUGAGCAGGAU